GGUAGAUCUGUGUCCGAAAAAGUAUUGUAUGUAAUACCUUUACAUCGAGUAGUAGGAAAUAUUGUCUUAAUAUUUUUUAAACGCCAAUAAUGUAGUGCAUUAUGAGUAUGAGUCCACAUUAAGAAAGGAAAAUUCACGACUACAUGUUCGUUGAUUUGUGUGCUGAUGAGCCAUGCCGUCGGACAAGAUCAUUCACGAUUACAUCGCGGGCGCAGUGGGAGGGUCUGCCGGUCUUAUCGUUGGGCAUCCUUUUGACACGACAAAGGUUCAGCUACAGACCCAGCAUUGCGGCCACAAGUACAGGGGAACUUUGGAAGCCAUCAAAAACAUCAGCUCGUUCGGAAUGGUUCGUGGUUUCUACCGAGGUCUUUCCUGGCCCCUGUUAUCGCUAGGAGUUGUCAACUCAGUGUUCUUUGGAGUUUACGGACACACGCUUAAGUUACUCGAUUCGAAUAAUAGUAAGCGGAAGUGCAACUACCUCAACAUUUUCAUUGCCGGCUGUGUAGGCGGUUCGGCGCAGCUCGUGUUUGUCGUACCUGCGGACUUUAUCAAGACGGCAUUGCAGUCACAAAUACCGCAUGACGUCGAUGGUUUCGAUAAAGUGAGAAGACCUUACUUUAAAGGUCCGAUACAAUGCGCCAGAGUCAUCUACCAAGAACGGGGCUUUCUGGGCUUCUACAAGGGCGGACUGGCAAUGACUUACCGAGAGGUCCCUUCGUAUGGAAUCUACUGUUUCACAUACGAGUUUUUGAGAGCUAAAAUGCACGAGCACAAGGUUCUGGCCAACAAUGGCGUCGUUGCAAGUUUGAUUGCAGGUGGACUAGCGGGUUGUUGCAAUUGGGCGUCCGUUAUUCCGUUCGACGUCAUCAAACACCGAUAUCAGGCGGACUUUACGAGACAAUACAGAGGCUUUGUCCACUGUGCCCAAAUGUUGUAUAGGGAAGGAGGAGUAAGAAUAUUCUACACCGGAUGCUUGGUCACGUGUCUUCGAGCGUUUACGGUGAACGCCGUGACAUUUACUGUCUACACGCAUUUAUUGAAACAUUUGGAAUUACACUAUUAGCAUUUAAAAAACAACAACUGAAAAAUGUAUAUAUUGCCUUCAUAAUUAAUAAGAAUUGGCACCGUGUCAUCAAAUGUAUAAAAUUACAUUUAUGUUCGUUCACCAACAACUUGGCGAGUAUUGUUCUUCUGUAAGAUUGAUAUACAUUGAAGUAAUGUUGGGAAAGGAAUUAUUUUAGGGUAACCUGAACAUGAAGUGCUCAAGGUUAGCUAUUUUACUCAUGCUAUUCACGGCGUUCUUUGUCGUGUGGGCCACCACGUUUUCUGAACCAUGAUGAAACUUGGUUUAUCUUUAAAAUAUCUAGGACAAGUUGAAAUCUGUGUCAUGUUUGUAAAAAAGCUAUGUAACCACGUCAACUAUUAGUAAAAGUUAAUUCCAUCUCAUUUAAGGUAAAAUAUUUCAUCACAUAUUAAUGAUAGUUGGACAUACUGUUUAUAUUGACAAUACAUAGGCGAAGUUUGAAUCUAGGUAUUUUGUUACAAAAAUCACCAAAUACAGUCGUAGAAAAACCGUGUAAUUACUCAAGACGAAUGUUUAUGACUAACUCAUUUGAUUAACUUGGUCAGACUAUUUGAAUUGACAAUAUCUUUAUGCAAAGUUGUUACUUUUAAUGCCAUGUGGUCAUACAAAAUUAUCAUGUGAUUUUGUGUGAACAUGAGUUGAAAUCUGACAUAAUUUGAACAACAUAUGUUGUAAUCAAAUCUUGUGAAUGUAAAUAAAAAAUCUUUAUAUUGC
Dreissena polymorpha is the source of this 1798-nucleotide messenger RNA. Its product is annotated as solute carrier family 25 member 45-like. Gene Ontology annotation, molecular function: transmembrane transporter activity. The transcript has 5 exons. NCBI's taxonomy places the organism in Eukaryota, Metazoa, Mollusca, Bivalvia, Myida, Dreissenidae. Gene Ontology annotation, biological process: transmembrane transport. The record is from RefSeq and is a predicted model, not a curated record. Bases 173 to 1063 code for a protein of 296 amino acids.